GCGGGGAGCAGCGUUGCAACAUUAGGCAAAGGGGCGGUCGCCGCGUUCCAUCCGGUUCGUCGAGGGUUCGGGCUGGGACGAUGUUCUACCACAUCUCAUUGGAACAUGAAAUUCUGUUGCACCCACGUUACUUUGGACCCAACCUUCUCAACACCGUGAAACAAAAACUCUUUACAGAGGUGGAAGGGACCUGCACUGGCAAGUACGGCUUUGUCAUCGCCGUAACCACCAUUGACAACAUUGGGGCGGGCGUGAUUCAGCCGGGACGCGGCUUCGUCCUUUACCCCGUCAAAUACAAAGCGAUUGUCUUCCGGCCUUUCAAAGGCGAGGUGGUGGAUGCUAUUGUGACUCAGGUGAACAAGGUUGGCCUCUUCACCGAGAUCGGACCCAUGUCUUGCUUCAUUUCCCGACAUUCAAUUCCUUCAGAAAUGGAGUACGAUACUAACUCCAAUCCGCCGUGCUACAAGACUGUGGAUGAGGAUAUUGUCAUUCAACCAGAGGAUAAUAUCAGAUUGAAGAUUGUGGGGACGCGGGUGGACAAGAACGAUAUAUUUGCCAUUGGGUCACUGAUGGAUGACUAUCUGGGUCUCCUGAACUGAAGACCCAUCUCUGUUCUUGCUUGGUUCAUCUCCAUCUCCAUGGAGGAAAGGUUGGCUGGCUGCUGUGUUAGGGGAAGGGGUGACCAUUUCCAGCAUCCCAUGUUAGCCGGGAGCGUUUUUGAAGGGCCGCUGGUCUUCCGCCUCCCCUGUUGUUUUCUGCAUUAAUUGAGUGUCUGUGUCAGCCCCCUUUUUCAGUCAUUAAAUAUUUUCCUGUUCUGUC
Candoia aspera is the source of this 819-nucleotide messenger RNA. RefSeq names its product RNA polymerase II subunit G (gene POLR2G). Gene Ontology annotation, molecular function: translation initiation factor binding; single-stranded RNA binding; single-stranded DNA binding. Bases 81 to 599 code for a protein of 172 amino acids. Lineage: Eukaryota; Metazoa; Chordata; Lepidosauria; Squamata; Candoiidae. The record is from RefSeq and is a predicted model, not a curated record. Gene Ontology annotation, biological process: positive regulation of nuclear-transcribed mRNA poly(A) tail shortening; positive regulation of translational initiation; transcription initiation at RNA polymerase II promoter. Gene Ontology annotation, cellular component: P-body; RNA polymerase II, core complex. The transcript is spliced from 8 exons.